AUGCCGUCCCAGAAGACUUUCCGCACCAAGGUCAAGCUCGCCAAGGCGCAGAAGCAGAACCGCAUGACGUGGCCACGAGCAAUACAGCAGUCAGCGCGUUCUCGGCUAAAAGCUGCUACUCGGCCUACAACACCCUGGUCGUAUCCAAAAAUGCUCGCAACGCUUGUCGCACUGCCGCCUUCGCAUCGCUAUCACCAGCACUACGAUCGUCAGACCGUACAUGCGGUCCAUCCUACAUACUUGCAGCGGUCCGACAACCCAGUCACGAACCGCAAAGAUGAUUGCGAUUCUUCUCGACUGUCGAUGCUGGAUGAACGGGAUGCACAGAAGGCCGCCCGACACGAUGCUCACAGCUGCGAGGCAGCGAUGCUAUCGCGCCCAGGCGCUGGUGUAGCGCAGGAUGCCCACCACAAAGCCGUCGAUCGCACUACGUCCAUCUUCGACCGCCUCUGGCAUUCGUACUCUUGCAUUGGUGCGAUCGAUCGUCCAGCAUCCUUGCGUCGCACAUUGGAUCCCGACACUCUGUUCAUCGGUCUCCGCUCGUUCCCCAUCCCUAACUGGUUCCGCAUGAAGGCCGACAACAAGAUCCAGUACAACGCCAAGCGCCGCCACUGGCGCCGCACCAAGCUCAACAUCUAA
Messenger RNA from Moesziomyces antarcticus, 639 nucleotides. RefSeq lists its product as uncharacterized. Bases 1 to 639 code for a protein of 212 amino acids. Gene Ontology annotation, molecular function: structural constituent of ribosome. NCBI's taxonomy places the organism in Eukaryota, Fungi, Basidiomycota, Ustilaginomycetes, Ustilaginales, Ustilaginaceae. The transcript is spliced from 3 exons. Gene Ontology annotation, cellular component: cytosolic large ribosomal subunit; ribosome. Gene Ontology annotation, biological process: translation. The record is from RefSeq and is a predicted model, not a curated record.